AGAUCGUAGAAAUUUGAAAAAAAGGACCACUUAUCGUUAGGGUCCACAGUAUCGAUCCUUUUAACGAAAAAUCCAUCGAAAUCAAGAGUUACGCGUAUCUAAUUAUUAGUCGAGACGAAUGUUGCUAAUUAAUCAGAAAAACGCAAAAGUAUUUGGACACCGUUCGAUUUCCUAUUAACACAGAUAAUAUAUUCGUACAAAUUUUCUACAUUUACCAAAUGUCCAACCGGGCAAAUUGUAAAGUACAAAUUAAAUAAUAAAACAAAAAUUUUCUCCGACAAAUGUUUCGAUAAUUUCCCGUAUCGCUGUAAUCCAUACAAAUGUUCGAUUCGUCGACAAAUCUGCGUUCCUCGUGUCUGUACGAUUGAACUUUCGAUCCCUGAAACUCCCUAAAACGUACAUCUCGUUGGUUGGGAAGGUUACUCGUCCAUUUGAGAUUCACGAAAAGGAUUUAACGUCUCGUCUAAUCCCGUUAAACGUGCCGUAUCACGUACGGAUAUCGACCUAUCCGUUUUUCGCGAAGGAAAGAGAAUCGUCAAAGGAAGAGCCAGAGAAAGGAACAGGAGGGAAGGAGAGUCAAGAUCAGGAUUUCAAUCUCGAGAGAUCGUAUUGUCGGUCUGGAACGAGCGCUGCACUUGAAACUUGCAUUAUUUAGUGAAAGUUUCAGGCGUCGUUUGAAUAUCGUCGAAGGUUAAAUUUACGUGUUCUCGCGAGCGAACGAGAAUUGAUUAAAGAUGAUCGGCUGAUGAAUUGGAUGAUCUUUACUCCGAGUUUCGCGUACCGUACUUGAAACAGUGUCGUUUGUCGAUCGAACCACUGUCGCGUAAGAAAGAAAAUUGCCGGGACAAGCGACGAGUUUCGAAUGUUUCCUUUGGCAGAAAUUUUGCAUAUCAGAAACGAGGAUAGGUAGCUUCCCUUUCUUUAAAUAACAAAUAUUUAGGCUUAACGUUAUACAGUGGAUUUAUUCCUAUGGUUUUAUCACGUUUCAAUAGUUCGGUUGAAGUAUCGAUUAAUUUAUAAAGCGUUACAGCAACGCGUCGCUCGAUGAAAGACAAAACGAACGUAAAAAUGUUCCGUUUGAAAACGUGUUUCUUUACUUUUAAAUAGUGAAAUUGUAAUCGUACAGGCCAUUGCGAAAUACAUCGAGUAUCGUACACCGAUUGAUGUAGAAAGGCAAAGAUGACACAAAGAAAAUGAUAAAACUUGAAUGUCCUUCGCAUUUAAAACGGUAGACAGAACAUUUGAACUAAGAAGAGCUUCCGUGUAGCCGUGCUACACGAACAAACAAAUCAUUUUGUGGUUUUCUGUGUUUCAGUUGCAGACCUUUAAGCCGGAAUAAAGAAUCACGGAAACGAACGUGAUCGGUCAUGCUCGGCGACUUCGUGUAAAAAUGACGAGGAAAUAGCAGUCUCGAGGUUUCAUGGACGGGUUUGUCCGAAGAAAAGCCGUCUCCUCUCCCGUCUACUCGUCUCUCUCAGGACUAUCGUCCAUCGUACGAUCGAUGGCCGUUUCUUUUUUCUCUCGUCGACCUAUCAUUACAAUGAUAAUGGAGUUGUUUUCCCAAUCCUUCGGGCUUUGACGGGCCAACGUAUUUAGGCGCGGUUCCACCGACGAAAAGCAGACAGACAGUGCCACACGAGCAACAUCGUAGUACGCUACUUGGAAACAGAAGUUGGAAGAAUUUGAGAAAUUCAGUGGAGGAAAAGAUAGGAAUAUACAUGGGCAGUAAUAUAAAGUAGAGAACGUUGGAACGUCGAGGUUACAAGUGAGAAACUGUCAUAGAAGCUCAGGCAGAACUUGCAGGAAUUUAUCAAACUACACGAAAGAGGAGAUAGAGACGUACAGCUGAAGUAACGCGAAACAGAGGACGUUGGAAUGUUAAGAUACGAACGAGCAGCUUUCAUAUAAGGAGCUUAGGCAAAACUUUGGAGAACUUGAGGAAUUAGAUCGAAGAGGACAAGGCAUACGAAGAAGAUACUUGAAUGUUAAGAUCGCAAGUGAGAAACUUUCUGUUCGAAUAAAGGAUAAAGCAACAUCGAGUGGAAAAUAGGAAUCAACGUAGAACGAGGAACAUCGAAGAAUACUAACGGCGCGAACGAGGAAUGUUCACGGAAGAAAGUUGCAACGUUUAAGGGUGCUGCUUUGACGAUGAUAUAGUAUCCGAUGUCAAAAGCUUCUUCCUCCAGUGUAAACUUGAUCGGAUAGACGCAGGACACGCUGGUUGAGGUGUUGUGGACGACCAAAACAGCUGAAACGCGAAAAGAAAAAAAUAAACGGUGAAAACUUAAAGAUGAGCAAUUCGAUGGCUCCAACAAUUAUUUUCUUCGUUAUCUUGUUAGUCUGUAAUUGCACGAUGGGUUACAAUAUCCUGCUGGCCACUAUGGGUGGCACGAAGUCGCACACCGUGCCAUUUGUGGCACUGGGUAGCAGUUUGAAGGCACGUGGACACAACGUGACCCUGUUGAGCGCGUUUCCGGGACCAGCUGCGAACAGCGGAUUGCAAGAGUUCGUUCCGCCUAUCUUCGAGGCUUAUGUCGGGAAUUACACGUCCGAAUGGGACUUGGUUGGCGCAAGAUUCCGAGAUGAAAUGCCUAUCUCUCCGUGGGACGCAAUGCGAUAUGCCUGGGAGGCAUGCGAGGCGCUUCUUCGCGACGAAAUCUCCGUAUCUUGGCUGAGAAGACCCGAAGGCAAUUCUCAGACGCGAUGGGACGUCGCGGUCGUCGACGGAGCCUUCCCCGAGUGCCUUCUAGGAGUUCUUCAUGGCGAGGAUGUGCCCACUAUCAUGCUGAAUACCGUGGCACUAUACAGCGGAUCCAUAAGUCGCCAAGGGAACCCAUCGCCAUGGUCCGUCACGCCUUACUUUGGCAAAUCCCUGACCCAGGACAUGAACUUCUUUCAAAGGGUUCUAAACGUAGCCUGUCUCGUCACCUUGAGAAUAAUGCACUGGAUUAUGGUCAGCGGGUACCUUCAACCGGUUCUGAGAAAGUACCUAGGGAACCAGUUACCAGACGUGCGAGAUCUGACCACGGAGAUUCCUCUGACGUUGCAGAACAGUCAUUACAGCGUGGCGGAGUCGGUGCCGUAUUUAGCGAACGUGGUGAACGUCGCGUGUCUGCAUUGCAAGCCGGCGACAAAGCUUAGUCCCGACUUGGAGAGCUUCUUGCAACGCGGUUUCAUAUUCGUAUCUAUGGGUUCGUCGGUUCGAGCAUCAGGAAUGCCAGAGGCACUUCGUCAAAUUUUCGUGGCAGCCUUCGCCACGCUUCCGUACAACGUCGUGUGGAAAUGGGAAGCUAUGAAGAUCAAAGAUCUGCCGUCGAACGUCAGAACGGCGGCAUGGUGGCCUCAGCAAGAGCUGUUAGGCCAUCCGAAGCUACAAGCGUUCGUCUCACACGGAGGACUUUUGUCUUUGCACGAGGCUGCUUAUCACGCCGCCCCGACCCUCGUUUUGCCUGUUUUCUGCGAUCACGAUGGAAACGCGGCACAAGCUGAAAAACUGGGUUACGUUCUGGUGAUGGACUUGGCUAGGAUAUCCAUCGGAAGUUUUCGUGAUGGGAUUCUCAAGGUGGCUGCCAUACACAACAAUUCGUACCGAAUGGCAGCGAGGAAGAGAAGCUCGUUGCUACGGGAGUUGCCAAUUAACCCCAGAAAACUGGCUACUUGGUGGGUAGAACACGUUGCCAAGUACAAAGGAGCUGAGCAUUUAAAAAGUUCUACAAGAUAUAUGAAUGUUAUUCACUAUUAUUCCAUCGAUGUGGCAAUGUUUUACGCGAUAGCGUUAUUACUAUCGGUAUACGGACUGAAGAAAUUGUGUUGGAGAACUAUUUCCAAACAAAUUGUCAGGAAGAAAAUCGACUAGACUGUGAAUAGUGUCAAUUUCGUUUUCUGUGAAAUUAUCAUGUAUUUAUUUAAUAUGUUUAGUACCUUUUAAUACCGUUUAUGGAUAUUUUAGCGAUUUUUGAUAUUGCCUAUAUAAAUAUCUUACGAUUAGAUUUAAAAUAUUUUCUUAAAAAUCUAAACAUUUCUAUCCUCUUUACUGUGCUUGAAUUAAUAUGUAAUAUAGUAAAAUAAGCUCUGUUUAGAUGAAAGAAGAAAUAAUUAAAAGUAAAAAUUAGUGAUUAUUCAGAAAAUGAUAAUAUCGACGUAUAACAGGUUUCUACGUUAACUACUAUUGAUGUAGCGGACCGAAUGUAUCUUUGAAAUCUCACGGAAUGAUGCAAUGUAGUUUACAUUGCACAUGCAAUUUGCACAUUGCAAUUUGCAAAGUCUAUGGUUUAAACUAGAAGCGCGAAAAUAUAUUGAAACAAUCUUUUUGAGACUAUAUGCAAUUCAUAAAACUAUAAACAUCCGGUUGUUCGGCAAUUGAAUAAAAGCGAACUUGUUUACAAACAUUCGAAUCAAAAGCUAUUCUGACAUGUUAUAUGUAUAUUGCCUGCAUAACCACUCUCCGAUGUAAAUAAGAGAAACCAGAUAUAUAUCAUGAACAUUGAUAUAAAUCACUUCUGGCAAGAUGUUUUUGCUUAUGCAACCUUCAACAAGAUAAAUAAAAAAUAGUACUCGCUUCAAAACAAAGACUCAACGAUAAGAAGUCUUUUUUACGUAGAUAUCUACUCUUAUGCAACCUUCAACGGGAUAAAUAAAAAACAGUAUUCGUUGCUUCGGAACAAAGACUCAAUAAUAAAUAUUCUUGAAAACAAGUUUCUACCGA
Molecule: messenger RNA, 4705 nt
Organism: Bombus huntii
Lineage: Eukaryota; Metazoa; Arthropoda; Insecta; Hymenoptera; Apidae
Gene: Ugt50B3
Product: UDP-glycosyltransferase UGT4
Exons: 7
Coding region: 2291-3856 (521 amino acids)
Molecular function (GO): UDP-glycosyltransferase activity
Source: RefSeq, a predicted model, not a curated record